GCCUCUUAUAAAACCCGAAGGCAGGAAGGCCGUUACUCAUCCCGCGCCCCAUCUCCUCCCUCCACCGCCCCCAUCCCCCUCCUUUCUCUCUCCGACUAUAAUUGCUACACAUAUACGUAUAUAACCCAUGGCGGCUAACUCGUUCGCUCCCCCGCCACCUCUCCUCCGCCCCAAAUUCUCAAACCCAUCUGCCAAAAUCAAGCCGUACGUAUGCGCAACGCUCUCCAAACCGACGGCCGAGAUCUCCAUAAAACCGGCCGUCGCCACCCGGGGAAAACAGCUGCAGAUUCUCCCGAGAGCGCCCCAGCUCCGGGUCUCGCCCGAUUCGCUGCAGUACCCGGCCGGUUUCCUGGGCGCCGUGCCGGACCGGGCUGGCGGCGGAUGUGAGGGAGACGGCGUUCUCAACGCAAUGGAGUACUUGACGAACAUACUCGCGUCUAGGGUUUACGACGUGGCGAUCGAGUCGCCGUUGCAGUUGGCGUCCAAGCUCUCGGAGAGACUGGGGGUGAAGAUGUGGCUCAAGAGAGAGGAUUUGCAGCCUGUUUUUUCAUUCAAGCUUCGAGGAGCUUAUAACAUGAUGGCUAAACUUCCAAGAGAACAGUUGGAAAGAGGCGUAAUCUGCUCAUCAGCCGGGAAUCAUGCCCAAGGGGUUGCAUUAGCAGCCAAGAGGCUUGGCUGUAGCGCUGUAAUUGUCAUGCCUGUUACCACACCGGAAAUCAAGUGGAAGUCAGUUGAGAGAUUAGGUGCUACUGUUGUUCUUGUUGGGGAUGCAUAUGACGAUGCACAAAAAUAUGCGAAGAAUCGUGGUCAGGAGGAGGGGCGUACCUUUGUACCACCUUUUGAUCACCCUGAUAUUAUCAUGGGGCAAGGAACUGUUGGGAUGGAGAUUGCACGUCAAAUAAAUGGCCCAAUACAUGCAAUAUUCGUGCCCGUAGGUGGUGGUGGUCUAAUAGCUGGUAUUGCUGCCUACGUCAAGAGGGUUUCUCCCGAGGUAAAGGUUAUUGGAGUGGAGCCCUCUGAUGCGAAUGCGAUGGCAUUAUCGUUGCAUCAUGGUCAGAGAGUCAUGCUGGACCAAGUGGGAGGCUUUGCAGAUGGUGUAGCAGUUAAAGAAGUCGGUGUAGAGACUUUUCGUUUAUGCACGGAAUUGAUAGAUGGGGUAGUUCUUGUUAGCCGUGAUGCUAUAUGUGCAUCCAUAAAGGACAUGUUUGAGGAGAAAAGGAACAUUCUUGAACCAGCAGGUGCUCUUGCCCUUGCCGGAGCCGAAGCAUAUUGCAAGUAUUAUGGCCUUCAGGAUGAAAACGUUGUGGUAAUAACCAGUGGGGCAAACAUGAACUUUGACAGACUUCGAUUGGUAACUGAACUUGCCGAUGUUGGUAGGCAACGCGAGGCUGUGCUUGCUACUUACCUGCCAGAGGAGCCUGGCAGCUUUAAACAAUUUUGUGAACUGGUGGGGCCAAUGAAUAUCACGGAGUUCAAAUAUCGAUAUAAUGCUGAUAAAAACCCAGCUCAAGUCUUGUAUAGUGUUGGCCUUCAUACAGUGUCAGAGCUUUGUGCCAUGGUGGAUCGAUUGGAAUCUUCUCAACUUCGAACCAUUAAUCUGACAAGCAAUGACUUGGUUAAAGAUCAUCUACGCCAUUUGGUCCACCGCAUCCAUGCUUAUGUGCCAAGAAACCACCCAUUUGUCAUGUCUCUUAUAGAGGUGCACAUUUUCAACAUAUGCAACUAUGCUUGGUUCCAAAACACACUGAGUGUCAUCAACCAUAGGAUGUGGGAAUUUCAACUUCACAUCAUACCGAAGGCUCAGUUGAGUAAAUACCAUGACCAAAGGAUCCUCAAGCUGUCCCAAAUAGCAUUUAUCCCUUUGUUAGCUAUCUCACACCAAAGAUGAUUUGGAAGGCAUCUCAUGGAACCAAUCAUCAAGGUUCGACUCUAUGAAAUCCUCUAGAACCAGCAUGAAAUCAAAAACAACCUCUUCGGACUUUGGUACCACACCCAAAGCAAGAUCAACUCCUCUCCCUUCUUGCACUUCCUAUCUUCAUUGCCUAGACAUGAGGAACCUUUCCUUGACAAUGUCAACAAGUCUUCCCUCUUUACUAUCAAUAUCAAACUCCUCAUUAGGAUAGUCAUUGAGUGCGGGAACAUCUUCAAAAUCACCUCCAAAGUCUUCAUCUGUAGACUCAACAAAGAUGGGCAAAUCUUCACACCCAUCUUCAAUCUCAAACACACAUUCAUCUCCAAGAACAUACUAAGGUCUUCACUUGGAUAUUCAUAAAAAUUUGGAACAUUAGUGUACUCAGAAUCAUCAUUACAACUUUGUUCUUUCACCUCCUUGACAAAGAGAGGAUUAGGAACAUGCUCACUAGCCUUUUCAUCAACUUCCAACUGAAGCGAUGAUUCCCCAAACUUGAAGCAUUCAAAUUUUCCACAAGGUGACGGACUUCUAGCCUCCAAGGUGCCAUUUAAAGGUUGAUUUUUAGUUGGGACAGCCCCUAGAAAUUUACUCUUACCAAAACAAGUUAAGGAAAUUGCAUUGGGAUGUUGAUGGAAAGGUAGGAAUUCCUCCUUGAGCUUCUUCUUCAUCCUACCCCAUUCCCUAAUCUUUUCUUUGACUAUCCUUUGUUGAUUAUCUUUAAAUUUUGUCCACCAAUCUGAAGCUCUCUAUAACGACCCGAAUCCUCAAACACCAUGAUAUUAAAAAGACCACAAUCUGUCUUUUAUUCCAAAAAUUAUAUAUAAUUACAACUAUCUCUAAAGUAAAUAAACAACAACCCAGUCUUGUAGCAACUCAGACAAGCUCGCACCAUUGGCACCUGUCCCACUAACCAACGUACAAGCUAGAGUCCAAAGGAUCCCAAGAGUGUGUGAGACAUAAUAACGUGUACAAUAUCAACACUAAAUUAACUGCACAAUAUCAACCACCACGUAUUAACACCAACCACGAUUAUAACACCUUCCACAUAACAGGAACCACAUAUCCCGUCCUCCUCAGUAUAUGACGGGUGACGUACCACCUCACUAGCCUCACCACAGCCCAUUUGCUAAUUCUUAUUUUGGCAUAGCUUAUUAGCCUAGUCAUCCCGUCACAUACCAAACAGUUACACGACAUAUAGUCACCGCACAUAACUCAACCAACAAGAACCCAACAUUAAUAUAGUACAAGAGAUAUGUAUCUCACACUCACCCUCGCUCGGAUCCCAUAACAGCGUUGGAUUCCUUCGCCGAUCAUUUCUUCUCUUGGUUCCUAGCUCUCUGUAAAACUCACCGAAAAGUUAUUUUCCUUAAGAGAAGUCUCUUGCUCUUGCUUUUAUACAAUUUGUUGAGUCAGCUCACAAGGUGUCCUAAUAAGACACUUGUCCAACCUAUCAUUUUGUUUUAUUAUCGAAUCUAUAUUUACCUUAAGAUUCUAAGGUCUAAACUCACCCCUCACAUGCACACAUGCACGUGUACUACAUCUAGGAAGAAGUGCUCUGUCCAUAUGAGUUAAUAAAUCAAAUUCGAUAAAUCUGAAGUCACUGGAAAAAUACAUAUCGGGGUAUUACACUCUCCCCUUAAGGCAAGUAAAUGCCAAUUUCACCUUCUUUUCUUUGCUAAGAUAACAAUAUUCGAGAACACUCUCAAUGGUGUUCACCCAACGAACUCUAGUGGGCUUCCACAACAUGGGAAGUUCAUUAUCAACAUCGUCCACCGAUGUGUAUUCAAAUCUAACCAAAUUUGCUCUACGCACAUGCGGAGCACCAUAACAAUUUUCCAAUGGAAUGGAGUCCUUCCUUUCAGUCGGACGUUGCAAAUGCUGCACAUUGUCAUACAAGGACAUGUACUUUACACUCAUUUCAGUAAUUUAUUUUUUAAAAGUUUAAUUGGGUGAUUUCCCUUU
Rhododendron vialii is the source of this 3874-nucleotide messenger RNA. RefSeq names its product threonine dehydratase biosynthetic, chloroplastic. The record is from RefSeq and is a predicted model, not a curated record. The coding region runs from base 128 to 1888 and encodes 586 amino acids. Gene Ontology annotation, biological process: L-threonine catabolic process. The transcript is spliced from 8 exons. Gene Ontology annotation, molecular function: pyridoxal phosphate binding; threonine deaminase activity. Lineage: Eukaryota; Viridiplantae; Streptophyta; Magnoliopsida; Ericales; Ericaceae.